Molecule: messenger RNA, 384 nt
Organism: Malus domestica (apple)
Lineage: Eukaryota; Viridiplantae; Streptophyta; Magnoliopsida; Rosales; Rosaceae
Product: auxin-induced protein 15A-like
Biological process (GO): response to auxin
Source: RefSeq, a predicted model, not a curated record
AUGGGCUUCCUGAUAACAUUCAUCAAGACUACAAUAGCUGAUGUGGCAUUCCUAACUAACUGUGAUGAUGUGUCAAAUGAUGUGGCAGUAGUCAUAUAUCUUCAACAUUUCCGGUUGCCUGGUAUUGCACAUGCUAAGAAAAACCAACCACCAUCAAGCUCGUCAGAUGUUCCUAAAGGUUAUUUUGCAGUCUAUGUUGGGAAAGGGGAGAGCCAGAACAAGCGGUUCGUGAUUCCGGUUUCAUAUUUGAACCAGUCCUUUUUCCAAGAUCUGUUAAGUCGAGCUGAAGAAGAAUUUGGAUACGAUCAUCCAAUGGGUGGUAUCACACUACCCUGCAGUGAAGAUACCUUCAUCUCACUUCCCGUUUGUGUGAGUAAACCCUAA